UCUCAAUUCUUCUCACGCCGUCCUCCUUACCCGCCACCAGCACUCUCUUAAAUACCUUCCACUUCUCCAAAAUGGUCCUCCUCCGUUCCAUUUACGUUGCUACAGCCCUUCUCGGUGCCUGUGCGACUGCCAUUCCUACCGGUCCCAUCCGGGACAUCGCCACUCUCACCGAGCGCUGCGUUCCCGACGAUCCAACCUCGUGUGGAUCCGGCUCCGUGAAGCGUGAUGUUCCUGCGAAGCGCUGUAUUCCUGACGACCCGACUUCCUGCGAGCCGGGCGACUUCAAGCGCGCAUUCCCCGAAAAGCGCUGCAUUCCCGAUGAUCCGACUUCUUGCAGCCCUGGAGAUUUCAAACGCGCUUUCCCUGAGAAGCGUUGUGUUCCUGACGACCCAACUUCUUGCAGUGCUGAAGACUACAAGCGAGAGGUUCUGAGCAAGCGUUGUAUUCCCGACGACCCGACCUCCUGCGGCGCUGGGGACUUCUAAGCGCGCUUCCCCCGAGAAGUGUGGAGUCUCCAGAUUGGUCUCCUGUGGAUGCGGUGACAAGUCAUAAUUGCACCUUUGUCGAAUACCUUACUUGGGUUCUUGGCGAUCAUUACACUCUAAAAACCCAUCUUUUUGGCCUGAAUCUACGAAGUAGAGCGUUCCAAGAAGGGUUAUAUUUACGUGACUCAUUUCUAAGAGGCUGAAUCUGUUUAAGAUACCUGUAUCAACUCUAGUUCAAUAUUCGAAAGGGUUGGACAUUAUUUGUGCUUGGUGGGCGAUACUUGACCUGUAUUACGGUGUAUACCUGAAUU
Messenger RNA from Aspergillus steynii IBT 23096, 796 nucleotides. RefSeq lists its product as uncharacterized. The record is from RefSeq and is a predicted model, not a curated record. The coding region runs from base 72 to 485 and encodes 137 amino acids. NCBI's taxonomy places the organism in Eukaryota, Fungi, Ascomycota, Eurotiomycetes, Eurotiales, Aspergillaceae. The transcript has a single exon.